This is a messenger RNA of Ostreobium quekettii, 1176 nucleotides long. The record is from the annotation of a GenBank genome assembly. NCBI's taxonomy places the organism in Eukaryota, Viridiplantae, Chlorophyta, Ulvophyceae, Bryopsidales, Ostreobiaceae.
AUGGCGUGGCGCCGCCUGCGCCCCGCCCUCCGCGGCCUGCUGCCCUCCCGCCUCGCCGCUCUCACCCCCCCGGGGCCUACAACCCCCCUCCCCGCGUGCCAUCCCCUCAAUCCCUAUCGCCACAUCGCCGGCGCCGCAUCCCUCCAGAGGGCCCCGGACGACCGCCCCAGACCGAUUGGUAACUCAGUCUCAGAUCCAGGGGAGACUUCAUCUUCCGGAGACUCCAGGGCGGUCGAAGAGGCAUUUAACCGGGAUGAGGACCGGCUGGCGGCAGAGAGGCUGCGCGUGGCCACCCGCGAGCCGCCCGUGUGGCGGUACGACGAGGAUGCGAACAACGCUGCCUACCUGAGCGGUGUGGUGCUGUCCGAGCCUCAGGAGAUCCCACUGCGAGGGCGGGGGCUGGCCUUCUGCAAGGCCAGGCUAGAGCUGGUCCUGCUGAGCGGGUCGGACAGGCAAAGGACCAGGCACGCGCGGACAAGGGUUACUCUGUGGAACUAUAUGGCGCAGCAGGCCCUUGGGCACUUGAGGAGAGGGAGCAUGAUCGCACUGAGGGGGGAGCUGGAGGAAUACGGUGGGGAAGUAGGGGUGGUGGCGCACGAGUUCGGGAUGCUGGAAGACGCGCCGGUGAAUGCACGUGCGGUUGUGGAGAGCUACGAUGGGGCGCGGUCGGCCAGGAGCGCUGGGCGGGAGCUGAGGGCCACGCCCAGCAAGAUGGCGUGCCUGGAGAUGCACAGGCGCGGGAUGGGGCUGGAGGAGAUCGCGCGGGCGAGGAGGGUGCUGUGGACGACGGCCGCGGGCUACAUCGCGCACUGCGCCUUUGCUGGGGAGCAGGUUGAUUGGGGGAGGUUCUGUAGGGACAUAAAGCUGGGCCCACCUGAGGGCUCAUUUCUGAGUGUGGAUGAAAUCCAUGAGGUGGUUGAGGCAGUACGCAGAUCAUCAAAUAAUGGGUCAUGGGAGAAAAUAGACGUGAUGCAGGUCUGGAGGGAAUUGAAGGCCCACUCUACGGCAGGCCCCAAGGUCGCUGCACAGGAGCAGCUUCCCAGGGGAAAGAGCCUGACACUGGCGCAGAUCGCCGCUGUGAUGGCCAUGGGGAGGUCUGGAAUGACGGCGACAGAAUGGAGCCGGCUUUGGCAAGAGGAAAGUGGACAGUCAGGGAUCACAGAGCAUGUUUUUUGA